This is a messenger RNA of Penicillium diatomitis, 1758 nucleotides long. RefSeq lists its product as uncharacterized. Gene Ontology annotation, cellular component: fungal-type vacuole membrane. Gene Ontology annotation, molecular function: basic amino acid transmembrane transporter activity. The record is from RefSeq and is a predicted model, not a curated record. NCBI's taxonomy places the organism in Eukaryota, Fungi, Ascomycota, Eurotiomycetes, Eurotiales, Aspergillaceae. The coding region runs from base 1 to 1758 and encodes 585 amino acids. Gene Ontology annotation, biological process: basic amino acid transport; transmembrane transport. The transcript is spliced from 3 exons.
AUGUAUCUGAUGUACAAGAAAGUCAAAAAGCACAACGAGAGAAAGAAACGGUCGGCAGAUCAUCCGAAAAGGGCCACCCAAGACUUAUCACAGACUCAGACAAUACCCAGCAAUGCCGGGUCACCAACAGACAAUCCUCCCAUCUCAGAAGAAGAGAAGAGCGAAAAAAAGCGACGGCGGACUUACAGAUGGAAGAUCAUAUUCGGCCUCUUUGCACCCUUCUGCCUUGAGGCUCUCGAUACGACCAUCAUCGCAUCGGCACUCCCUUAUAUUGCGCAGGACUUCAAUGAAGUGAACCAGCUAAACUGGAUCAUUUCCUCGUUCAACCUGACCUCUGCCGCCUUCCUCUUCUUCUGGGCCCAGUUGACCGAUCUAUUCGGCCGACACAACACCCUCCAAGCGGCAAUCGCGGUCAUGAUUAUCGGCUCAGCUAUAUGCACGGGAGCUCCGACAUCCGCUUUCGGCGUCCUCUUACUCGGGCGUUCCCUACAAGGUGUAGGAGCUGGCGGAGUGAAUAUCUCCGUUCGCGCAAUCUUGGCCGAUCGAGUCAAUCUCUCGGAAUAUGCCCUGAACUGGACCGUCUUUGCACUAGUGUCCAGUAUAGGAUUUAGCGUCGGACCGGUGAUCGGCGGUUACCUGACUACUGCAUCCUGGCGUUGGUGCUUUGCCAUUAAUCUGCCUAUUGGUGUGGUUGCAAUGAUCGUGGUCGUCUUUGUGCUUCGUAAAGAGCUUUUGGGACCACAACAACUUCCCGAGCUGGAAGGGUGGGACUUGUCGACUGCGCCCCAAAGAUUCAUUGUCCGUCUCCUCACAAUCGAUUACGGUGGCCAGCUGCUCUUCCUCUGGGGAUUCGGCCUGCUCAUCCUGGGUCUGACCUGGGCGGGCGGCAACUACGCCUGGAAUUCCGCGGCGGUGCUGGCACCACUGAUCAUCGGCGCCGUAUUGACUUGUAGCUGGGUCAUCUACGAGCGACUGAUGGUUCCAGGGUCUACGAUAUCGCGUGCUCUGCCGCGGCAACGCGCGAUGGUUCCCUGGGAUCUGCUGGUCCAGAAGGAUAUCGGCCUCUUGUUUCUGAUCAACGCCUCAAUUGGCGUGUCCAUGUUUGCAGUCAUGUAUUUCAUGAACCUGUACUUUGCCCUAGUCGAAGGGCGUAGUUCCAGCAGUGCUGGUCUAUCCUUGCUCUGGCGCAUACAUGGCCAUGUUCUCCUCAAACGUGUGGCCUCGUCAGACACUCCCUCCACUGCUUUUCGGGGGGUCACUUCCGCCGUGGGCAUCACUGUACUCGCUUGGGCCAUUCACACAGGCAAGACCAAGACAAUCUAUGCGAUGAUGGCUCUCACCGGACACGGAGUGGGUAUGCGCAUGAACCCCGCCUCUCUACAUGGCCUGGCCUACUUUCCUCAAAUGGUCGCCCAGAUCUCAUGCCUGGUGUCCUUUGCUGUUCCCUUUGGCGGUCUCGUCGGACUGACGAUUAUGUCGACGGUGUUUACCAAUAAGAGUGGGCCGAGCCAGGUCGAGGCACAACAGGGAAUCAUGUGGGCAUUCAUUUCGAUGACACCUCCCAUGUGGCUCUCGUUGGUAUUGACAACGCUCCUGGGGAAUGUGUGGAUUCGUAAGGAGGGUAGCCAUGAAGUGGUCAAUGGGGUGUAUCUCUGGAGUUUAGCGACGAGGGAACCACUUGUUCGUGAGAAAAGGCGAGAGCAGGAGUAUGAGUUGGCUCAGCGUCCUGGUGGCGCAGUGCGCGAUGAGAAAACUUGA